Molecule: messenger RNA, 639 nt
Organism: Mercurialis annua (annual mercury)
Lineage: Eukaryota; Viridiplantae; Streptophyta; Magnoliopsida; Malpighiales; Euphorbiaceae
Exons: 2
Coding region: 1-639 (212 amino acids)
Molecular function (GO): RNA-DNA hybrid ribonuclease activity; nucleic acid binding
Source: RefSeq, a predicted model, not a curated record
AUGUCCACAGCACGCAACGAUGUGGUAUUUAACAAAAUUCACUCAACGGCUUCAUCAAUUAUUGAUAAGGCAUGCGAGCAACAACGAGAAUAUUUGGAAGUUUCAGGGAAAAAACACAUUAGAGAGGGCAUGCCAAAUACUCUUUUGAGUGUGGAAACUGAUCUGGCUUUAUGGUCACCUCCUCCGACAGGAUUUCAUAAGGUUAAUUUUGAUGGUGCUAUUGAUAUGAAUUUAAAAAUAGGUGCGGUUGGUUUUGUUGUUAGUGAUAUUGCAGGUAACAUAAUCUUUGUUGGGGCUAGGCGAUUUAUUGGCAUGGUGAUACCACUGAUUAUAGAGGCUUUGGCGCUUCGGACAUCAAUGGAGGAGGUGUUAUCAACAGGACUUACUGUAGUAAUCUUCGAGGGAGAUUGUCAAGUAUUGAUAAAUGCUAUUAAUGCCUCCUCUAGCAACGACAGAGAUGUCGGAGUAGUUUUAGAAGACAUAUUCAAUCUAGUUUCCCGAUUUUCUGAAAUUAGAUUUCAAUAUGUUAACCAUAAAUGUAAUUGGGUAGCCCAUUUGGUGGCAAAAAGAGCCCUUAUCGAUGACUGCUUCUGUAGGUCUCAUCAUUUUGUUAUGGAAUGGCUCACUCAAGUCUGUUGA